This is a messenger RNA of Ostrea edulis (European flat oyster), 1097 nucleotides long. Its product is annotated as homologous-pairing protein 2 homolog. The transcript has 9 exons. Gene Ontology annotation, biological process: meiotic strand invasion involved in reciprocal meiotic recombination; homologous chromosome pairing at meiosis; meiotic joint molecule formation. The coding region runs from base 116 to 754 and encodes 212 amino acids. NCBI's taxonomy places the organism in Eukaryota, Metazoa, Mollusca, Bivalvia, Ostreida, Ostreidae. Gene Ontology annotation, cellular component: condensed nuclear chromosome; DNA recombinase auxiliary factor complex. Gene Ontology annotation, molecular function: recombinase activator activity; double-stranded DNA binding. The record is from RefSeq and is a predicted model, not a curated record.
ACUUCCCUUGACGGAACUCUUUAGUAAUCCCGCCAUAUUUAAAACAAAACAGACACGACAGAACACGAUAAAAACGAGAAAUUGAGAAUGUGCGGUUUUGGAGAUACUUAGUAAAAUGAGUAAAUCCAAGGAUGCAAAUGCUGCCAGGGCAGUAUUGGAGUACUUGAACAGACAGAAUAGACCGUACAGCGCUGUAGACCUCUUCAACAAUCUCCACAAAGAAUAUGGCAAGACGGCGGUCGUGAAGGCAUGUGAGAGUUUAACAGAAGGAAAGAAGAUCAGAGAAAAAGUUUAUGGAAAACAGAAGGUUUAUGUUGCAGACCAGAGUCAGUUCCCAGAUGUGGAUGACAAAGAAAUUCGAGAAAUGGAUACUAGAAUUGUUGAAUUGUCGACACAGUGUAAAGAAAAGGAUGACCAAGUGAAAAGACUGGAUGCUGAACUUCGAGGCCUGAACAGCUCAAUAACCACAGAAGAGGCAGUUUCACAACUCCAACAAUUAGUUGAAGAGUGUGAGGCAUGUAAUCAGAAGUUGAAAACUUUAAAAGAGGGAGGAAGAACUGUAUCACCGGAGGAGAAAGACAGGAUUUACAGUGCAAGAACAAAAUAUGUAAAGGAAUGGCGAAAAAGAAAAAGAAUCGGUAAUGAUAUACUUGGAGCAAUAUUAGAAGGCUACCCAAAGACAAAGAAACAGCUAUAUGACGAGGUUGGGAUAGAAACAGAUGAAGACUAUAAUGUAUUGCCUCCCAACAUCUGAUCAACUCGGCCAAUCAGGAACCUGGGAAAUUACGGUAAAAGGUCUUCCUCCAUCCAAUCAAAUCUGACUGUCAGGAAAUGUGAAAUAAUCGCAAUACAUGUACCAUAAAAAGCCAUCAGACCAGCAGGAGAGUCAUGUAGUCUACAAACAGUGUAACGUUUGAUGACAUUUCUACUGCAAAAAUCAGAAAUCUGAAAGAAUCUUAAAACGUUGUGCAAACAUAUUGUGAUUGUGUUCAUGAAGGUGCAAUCCGAGAAACUAUUGUAUAUGUUUAUUAUUUUAUGUUGACUUGUUAAGUUUUAUAUGUUCAAAAUAAAUCCCUUUCACUUGGAUAUGAAGUGUA